AAUUUCAGUGAAAAUUAUACAAUAAAUGAACAGAUAAUGUAAUGCUUAAUUAACUCUGAAUGGUUUUAUAUUGAUGUGAGGAAUUCCCUCUAGGGAGACAUCCUAAUAAUAAGAAAUAAGGAAGUAAAGUAUGAUAAAAUCGUACGCCCGCAAACCAGUGAUAGGAUUUUGGACUUACUGAUAGGAAUAACGUAAAUAUUAUAAAAAUAUAUUUUAAAUAGUUUAUAACGUUAGCCAAAAGUCGGAAGACAAAUGUCAGAAAGGCAAUAGAACUCAUUAUCCGACGGAGAUACGAUGAAUUUUGAAAACACAAUGUCUCGUCCCGAUUAUGAGCAAACAAUUUUACAUCACAGCUAUUUACUAGUUUUAUUGCGAGGUGUUGGUCCUUCCAAACCGCGCACAUUGCAGAAAGCUUUCGAUAAAGUACGAGGGAUAAAUAAUGUCAAAAUUACAGAUUCCAAUGGCUUGAUUCGUGAUAUCUGGGUGCGUUAUAUUCACGAUCAUCCUGUAGAAAAUAAUGAUUGGGGUGACUUUCAAACGCAUAGACGUCUUUUAGGUCUGGUAACAAUUGGAAAAUUUGAAACUCAAAUCGAGUUGAAUGAACUAUGUCGUCAGCAUGAGUCUUUGAAAGUGCGUUAUGGUGGCACUCUCUAUGAAUCUCGGGCUAUAUUUUUCGGCCCUCCUAUACCAGAAGAGCCCGCGAUUGCUUCUUCAUCAACAACAAUGGAAAAUCACAAUGAUCUGGAAACAAUUAAAGAAAAUCCCUGCCCAGAGAUUGAAAUUUCAUUGCCUAAACGUCUGCAAGACGAAUAUACAACACCAUCUAAUUUCAAAGCUCAGGCAUUCUUUUAUAGGGAGAAUGAUUUAUACGAAGACUUGGAAACACAUAUAGUUGAUUUCGUUAAUGGACUCUUUUGGAUAUUGGAAUCUCGACGCUUAGAGAGAUCACGUGAAAAGCCAGAGAAGUGCAAUUUACUCACAGCACCAUUUGAGAAGCGGGAAGUUGUUGGCUUGGAUCGAGAUUCACGUAAUAGCAAGAAGCGCAUAACUGGGAGAACAUUGAAAAAUUUGGCUGAUUUAUCCCUACAGGCAGGACUAAUAGAAGAUGCUCUCAGUCUUUAUCAUAACGCCUGUGAAACUUUAAAAUCGAUUAUUGACUUUUUAUGGGAGGGAGCGGCCGAAGAAGGACUCUGUGCGGCAUCAGCUUUGCUGUUGUAUCCCCAUCUCAGGACAGAGGAGACCUUGCACCGUAAUGCCUCUCUUCAAGUUGGAUCGCCUUUAAAAAAUACCCCAGAAAAAUGGAGAUCCAGUGACUUGACAAAACGAGUUAGUACAUCUGAUAAACACAAUCAUGAACACAGCGACAUAAUGUCCCCACCACCGCAUUCUGCAUCUACGUCAUCGGUAUCGUCAAUUUUAACAAAUUCUACUUUGUCUCAAACAUCUAGUAGUUCGUCUUCAACUUCCACGUCCACAAUUUCGGCAGCUCAUCCCCGAGGACAAUAUAGUGAAUUACCAGGCAAUAUAUUAAAAGCUGAAGAAAUACCCAUUUAUUUCCACAAAGCUAUUAUUAACUAUAGCAAAUACGGUUAUGCGGCAGUGGUGGAGAUUGAAGCGUCAUUUAAAGCAGCCCGUAUUUCAAUAGAGCAAAAUCGGCCGCUGGAUGUAGCAAUGGUUUUACAAAAUGUUUUGUAUAUAAACCAUAGUUUAACUGAAAAGGAACUUAUUAGAAUGUUUGAAAUGAUGACUGCGCUCUACCAACAAGUCGGUUAUAUGCGUAAAGCGGCCUUUUUUCAGCGUUUGGCUGCAUUAAAGCACGUUCAUCAAAGUGCAAACCAGUCCGAUUUCACGCAUACCUACCGUCUUUUGUUGUCCAGUUUUCCCGGUUACAUGUUGUCACUGGAUCCGAUGGAAGUUCUUGAAAAUAACUCUGGUUGGCCAUCAAUACAAAUCGACCUUCUGCAAAGUUUAAUAACAGCGGCACGCAAUUUAGGUCAAUCAACUCUGGCCACGAGGCAUAUGACUUUUUUGUUGCAAACACAAUGGCAUAAUAUGAAACCAAAGGAACAAAGUGAAAUGGCUGUGCAAUUAAAGAAUUUGAGUGCGCAGUGUGAAGGAUCGCCGGUGCCUUUAUUCUUGGAAAAUGGCACCGUUAUACCACCGGCCAAUCUAACAGAUAUACCAUAUUGCUUGGAUUUCUGUGUGAAAGAUUUGCCUGCACAUCUGCGACCUCAACGUUUAAAAAUCGAUAAAGCUGAAAGUGGACCAUUUCUAUUUACACCAUUGCAAUUCAAUUCGAUUGAUCGGCGUGAUAAGAAUAAGGACAAGAAUAAGAUUGCCUUUUGUUGGGUACAAAAUAAUGUAAGCGAAGUCGCUGUUCGUCUACAAAAUCCGUUGCCUUUCGAAGUUAUUGUAAACGAUAUGCGUUUAUUAACUAACGGCACCGUUUUCAAAUCCCUGUCGCAAACUAUAACUUUACAGCCCCAUCUACCUACUAAUGUAACGUUACAUGGUACACCUUUAGAAGUGGGCCAGUUGGAUAUUCAGGGCUAUAGCACCCAUACGUUGGGUGUAAAAUCAAAUUGUCGUCUGAAACAUAUGAAGGAUAGAAAAUUUCCUCUCAAUUAUUUGGUCAACGUAAUACCAGCACUACCAUGCAUUUCCGUCAAGACAUCAUUACCACAGACGGCUACAUUUAGUAAUCUGGCUAACAAGGACCUUGUGAUAACAUCAGCUAGUCUGACUCUUUAUAAUGGAGAGUCUUCUUCCUGCGUGAUAACUGUAACAAAUGAGAGUUUAGUGCCUAUAGAACAUUUAGAAUUGAACGUAACGUCAAAUGUCGCACAAGAAAUGCAACAAAAAAUCUUUGUAAUCAAUGAAGAUGACAUCCAGUCAAAGUUACCCAUUGCUGCUCAGUGUAGCAUAGACUUUAAAGUAAUUAUAUUUGCUGAAGCCGAUUUUAUAUGUCCCGGCAUUAUCAAUCAACAAGCCACCACCUCAAUGCAUUCCGCCAGCACUCUAAACAAUCCGUCAUCCUCUUAUGAUAGCUCGGCAACUUUGACAAUAGCAUCAGGUCAUGUCAGUCUACCGUUGAGAGGAGGAUCACCUAAUAGUUUUCAACAAAUCCAGAUGCAAAGUAAACGUAAUGAUACCGGCUACAGUAGUUUUCGUUCGAUUCCUUCAAGUGCCCAUCAAUCAGCGGCUGCAUUAAAUUUAUCUCCUCUGGCUGUUGGAUUAGCUGCGGUAAAUUCAUCUAAACCUGUCGAAGCACAAUUACGUUUAAAGUAUUCAGGUGGUGAAGCAUUGCCGGAGGGCUACUGUCGUCAGUGUGCAAUAUCAUUUAAUUUGGAAUUUUUAUCGAGUGCUCAAAUAACCAGUUGGGAUGUUUUGCCGGCAGAAAUUCCUUCACAAUUCUAUUUAGUUUUGGAUAUAACGAACUUAACUGCUCAAGAGAUGUCGCUCAACUAUACUAAUCAUAAGAACAUUUUAAUCGAAGCCAAAGAAAGUUGUCGCGUUCCCAUUCCUGUCGAUCGCUGCUCCCUGGAACAAGUAUACGCUGUUCGAGAAGCCGAAAUCGCUGAGAAUUUAGAGAAAGAACUUUGUUUUCGAUCUCAAACGGUUUCAUUCAACGAUUCGGUCAGCCGACUUUGUUCUAAACAUAUAGCGGAAAGAGUGAAAAUAAAUUGGCUUCUUACUGGCACCAAUAUUCGUGGUGUAGCAUCGCUGAAAGGCAUCAUCUUGACGCAAGCUAUGAUUGAUUUAUGUACGGUGUCCCCUUUGCAGUGGAGUAUCUUAUUCAAGAAUCAACCAAUGCAACCGCAAUCAGAGAUUAUUUGCGUGGCAGGACAAAGCUCAAUACUCAGCAUAGAUGUGCGCAAUCAAUCGUUACAUCCUCUUAGAAACUUGACGCUGACAAUAAAAUUCUAUCAGGAUUAUUUAAAUGGCAUUGAAAACUACAGUUUGGAAACACGAGUCGCCGUUUCGGGUCCAAAUAGAGUUCAUAUACCAAUUCUACAAAAGGAUCAGAAAGCUCAUCAUGAAUGUUCAGUUUUGUUUUUUACACCAGGUCGCUUUAAGGCCAGCAUACAAUGCCAUGCAAAACCACAGCCAAUUUGCAAUCAAUCUUUAUCACGUUCAUGUCCCGUGCCGCAACAAAUGAGUUCCGAUCUACAAGCCACGCUCAAUAACGUUAAUAUCGCGACACAAAGUUAUCAUGAGCAACAAGAACAUAUUUGGAAAUUUAUUCCACCCAUUGAAGUCACAGUUGUGGAUCAUCAAUAAAAAAAAAAAAAAAAAA
Glossina fuscipes is the source of this 4297-nucleotide messenger RNA. RefSeq names its product protein brunelleschi (gene brun). NCBI's taxonomy places the organism in Eukaryota, Metazoa, Arthropoda, Insecta, Diptera, Glossinidae. The record is from RefSeq and is a predicted model, not a curated record. The transcript is spliced from 9 exons. Bases 295 to 4281 code for a protein of 1328 amino acids. Gene Ontology annotation, cellular component: trans-Golgi network.